This is a messenger RNA of Chlamydomonas reinhardtii, 2224 nucleotides long. RefSeq lists its product as uncharacterized. Gene Ontology annotation, cellular component: membrane. The record is from RefSeq and is a predicted model, not a curated record. The transcript is spliced from 12 exons. NCBI's taxonomy places the organism in Eukaryota, Viridiplantae, Chlorophyta, Chlorophyceae, Chlamydomonadales, Chlamydomonadaceae. The coding region runs from base 77 to 1153 and encodes 358 amino acids.
GAAGACUUCCUAACACAGCACCUAUCACCAACCCACAUUGCACGGCCCUUGGAAAGCGUUUCGUCACUCGUUGAGCAUGGGCAACGCGCUGUCGUUGGUUGUUUCCAUCGGCGUGCCGCUCGCUGGCGGCAUCGUUGGUGGCCUGGUCACGCAAAAGGAUGUGCUGACAUGGUACCCGAAGAUCAAGAAGCCCAAGUGGACGCCCCCGAACUUCCUGUUCGCCCCGGUGUGGACGGCGCUGUACGUCAUGAUGGGCACCGCCAGCUGGCUGGUGUGGAAGAAGAAGGGCAACAACGCAGUGGCGCUCAGCCUGUACGGCGCCCAGCUGGUGCUCAACCUCAUCUGGAACCCGCUGUUCUUCAAGUCGCACAAGACCGACGUGGCGCUGGUCGACAUCACCGCGCUGCUGGGCCUGGCCACCGCCGCCACCGUCACCAUGGCCCGCGCCUCCUCCGCCGCCGUACAGCUGCCGCUCAUGGUGCCGUACCUGGUGUGGGUGAGCUACGCCACGGCACUCAACGCCAAGAUCUGCCUGGACAACCCCAGCGAGCGACUCAUCAAGCCCCGCGGCCAGAAGGCUGCUGAGGCCAAGGCCGAGUCCAAGUCCAAGACCUCCCCGGUGGCGGCGGUGAAGGAGGCGGCGGCGGCGGCUAGCACGGGCGUGGAGGCGGCCAAGGCGGCGGCGGAGGCGGUGACGGCGGCCGGUGACGCCAAGUACGGCAAGGCGAUCCUGGCCGCUGACAAGCUGCCCACCAGUGGCAGCGCCGCGGUGCAGCACGCCGCCGCCGCCGCCAAGCCCGUGGUGACGGCGGUGGAGGGAGCCAAGGAGGCGGCGAAGGCGGCGACCACGGCUCUGGGCAUCACCGCGCCCGCCGCCGCCAAGCCGCCCGCCGCCGCCGCCCCCGCCGCCGGCCCCACCCCCACCUCCGCCAUGGCCCCAGCCAGCAAGGCCAUCGCCGCCGAGGUCAAGGCCGCGGAGAAGGCGGCAGCUACAGCCACCACCUCGACUGCUACUGUUGCUACUGCCGCGCCCGCCGCGGCUGCUACUGCCGCCGCCGGCGCCGCUGCUGCUGCUGCCGACACUGCGAGCGGCUCGGCCCGACGCACCACGGCGGACGCGGUGAAGGCGGAGCUCAAGCACGCGGGCGUGUGAGGCAGCGCGUGUGUGCGGUCGCCGAUGCGCGACUCCUCAGGAGUUGUUGCGAGGGGUCAGGAGCGGUGUGAGGAGGUGUGAGGCGGUGUGAGGAGGUGUGCGGACUGGUGGGCCCGAAGCAGGCGGGCGCGGUGUGAGGCGGUGUGGGGGCUGGCGGGCCUGCCAGGGGCGGGUGGCCUGCAAGGGAGUUGCUGUGGCGCGGGCCGUUGACGGGCGUGUGAUGAGGUCACGUGAUGAGGUCACGUGAUGAGGGCAGGUGAUGAGGGCAGGUGACGGCUGUGCCUUUGCAGGGGCCUUCAGUGGCGAGUGGCGCCGCGAGGAUCACCGUAGUUCUGUGGAAUGGGCCGGCUUAAGGCGGUGGAAGGCGAGACGGCCAUUUGCUGUCGGUGAAGUGAGUUGAGGCCAGGGGAGAUUGAGGCGCUUCAAAACAUGUUCCUCCCUCCCCUAGUUGAGGCGCUUCGAAACAUGUGUCAGAGAGCGACGGAGAGAGGCCGGCGGGUGCGGUGGUGGCGGUGGCGGGCUGUGAGGGCGCGGCCCGCAGGAAGCGUCGUUGCGAGUUGUUCAGCCUCAGUACCGUGUUGUUGCUGCAGGAGGAGCUCUGUUUUUAUUGUAGAUAUGUGUGGUUUGAGGCGUGGGGGCCAGUGCCACCGCCAACGCAGGAUGUGCCAUGGGACAGUGGUGAGGCAGGUUGACAGAUGAUGAAACGUUGACCAUAAUGUACACUAUGGCAGGGGCAGCUCCUGACGAGCUCCAUGGUACUGUACAGGGCUCUCUGUACACUGCUACUGGCUGGAGGAUGGCGCGUUUGCAUCCGCGGUGCGGGGUGGCCAAGUCGCCCCAUGUCAGGGGGCUGCACCCCUGGUUGGCAUUGCUGGCGUCUGUUGUGCAAGUGCGCAAACCGCUGGCGCCAGACUGCCAGAGUGGCCCCUGACUCUCUCCAGCCGCCAGGUGCGCGCGUGCAGCUGUCACGCCUGUCAGAUGAGAGCCUGAGCUGACCAAGCAGCGCGCUAGCGUGGAGAGCUAGAAGCCACACAGGGUGUGUGUCACAGCGGUGCACGGAACAAAUCUCGA